CACUUUUAUUAAGGAAAUUUAAUAACAUUUUACUGCUUGCAAUAUUAAGUUCAGUUCACAAGCAGUAAAAUUUACUUUUAAAAAGUAUGUGCAAAUUGUUACAAUGAUUUUAUCAAGUCAUCCGCAGGUUUUUUUAGGCAAAUUAUUCGUUUAUGACAAGCAUUAUGAUGGUGAUGUCACUACAUUGUGCACAUUCGAUGCUUUUAUUGCGUUUCAGACCUGUAAAGGCAUUUAUGAUAGUGGAUAAUUCGGAGAAACAAGGUUUAAGACAUGGAAUAUGAUUUUAUUUAGGUAAUAAAUGUGGCACUGUUAACUUGAGACACGCUGAAGAAGUCUUUAAUAGCAGUUUGGGGGUUACAUGUGACGUGUGUGCACGGGGUGGGGGGCGUUCUCGGCUGACAUCCUCCAACAAUACGAGAAAGAGGAGUGCACGAAUCCGCGCGCCCCAGCUCGGGCUCCUUCCCUGUAAUAUCGGCCAUUCUUAAAAAGAGGCUUUUUUCAGCCGGGGGGCUCUUGAGUGAGGGGGCGAGAGCAGGAGAACGAUGGAAAUCAAAGUAGGCCAGAUGAGCAGACUUUUUGGAUCAAUCAGGCAGUCAGUCGCUUCUUUUGAUUAAAGCCCAAAUUGUCAUUGGGCAGAGGUAAUCAUGUGACAGGCAACUCGCUCCACUUUCCAGCUUGUCUUCAUGAAUUCAAUAGUUUGAUAGUAGCUGGGUCCCUACACGGCCGUAAUCACUGAUGUAGGAAGAGCAACAUUUUUUUUUCCCUUCUCUCCUUCGGACUAAUUUUCGUCUUGUCGACAAAUAAGGCGCGCAAACUUUCCUGGGCUCGCAGGGAGAGGAGAUGAAUUACGAAUUCGAGCGAGAGAGCGGAUUUAUCAAUAGUCAGCCGUCGCUUGCUGAGUGCCUGACAUCUUUCCCCCCUGUCGCUGAUUCAUUUCAAAGUUCAUCAAUCAAGAGCUCGACACUGAUUCCUCCUCCCUUCGAGCAGACCAUCCCCAGCCUCAACCCGGGCAGCCAUCCGCGCCACGGCCGCCCGAGACACAGCCCCGACGGAUGCAGCCCGCUGCCCACCGCCUCUCUGCCUCCGGAGUACCCGUGGAUGCGGGAGAAGAAAGCCUCCAAGCGGAACCACCUGCCCACAGCUACCGCCACUGCCGCCGCCAACAAUGGACCCGUUUGCAGCUUCUCCCCCAAAGGCUCGCCUGAAGUGGCCGAAAACGGAAGCAUCAACGGCGGCUCCCGUCGACUCCGCACGGCCUACACCAACACUCAACUGCUGGAGCUGGAGAAGGAGUUCCACUUCAACAAGUAUCUUUGUCGGCCUAGGAGGGUUGAGAUCGCGGCUCUGCUCGACCUGACCGAGCGUCAGGUCAAAGUCUGGUUCCAGAACCGGCGGAUGAAGCACAAGCGGCAGACGCAGAGUAAGGACAACCACAACGGCGACGCGGGGAAACUCGGCCCCGGCAGCGAGGACGACGACGAGGGGACCGGGUACGAUCUGGAGCGGGACACCUUCUCCUUUCACGACAACAAUGCGGAACCCUCACAGCAGGUCCACAAUAGCGGGUCGGCGAGUUUCAGCAGCAGCAGCAAUGAGAAAAAUGUCAAACAUUUUCUUCCCACUGUUGCGGGCUGCGCGGCAACAAUGGGCCCCGGCUCGGCGGCAUCCGUGCCGGACAAUGGCGACAGUCCCCCAAGCCUGGAUGUUUCUAUACACGACUUCCAAGGCUUUUCGUCGGAUUCCUGCAGCCAGCUGCAGCUCUCCGACGCGGCUUCACCGAGUUUGUCCGAAUCCUUGGACAGCCCCGCGGACAUUUGCGCCGACACUUUUUAUUUUUUCUCCGAAUCUCUGACUACAAUCGACCUGCAGAAUCUCAACUAUUAACGCAAAUCAAUCCUCGGUUAUUUUUUUCCCAAGCUUCUUUCACAUUUUAUGUAUGUGCGGGACGGUAAGGAGGAUUGUAACUAUAGAACGAAUUGAUUUUUUUUUUUUGUGAGUGUGUGUGAAAAUUACAAGUGUGUGUGUGUGUGUGUGAAAAAUUCUACGUCAUUUUUAUUUUUGUAUAGCUUCCAAU
Messenger RNA from Corythoichthys intestinalis (scribbled pipefish), 2074 nucleotides. It is a transcript of the gene hoxa2b, whose product is annotated as homeobox A2b. The transcript is spliced from 2 exons. The record is from RefSeq and is a predicted model, not a curated record. Gene Ontology annotation, molecular function: RNA polymerase II cis-regulatory region sequence-specific DNA binding; DNA-binding transcription factor activity, RNA polymerase II-specific. Bases 841 to 1884 code for a protein of 347 amino acids. Gene Ontology annotation, cellular component: nucleus. Lineage: Eukaryota; Metazoa; Chordata; Actinopteri; Syngnathiformes; Syngnathidae. Gene Ontology annotation, biological process: regulation of transcription by RNA polymerase II.